CGGGAACAUGGCGGCUGCCUGGGAGAAUGAUGAUUACUACUCUCUGCUAAAUGUGAGGAGGCAGUUGUUGACGCAAAGACCGCCGCUGUUUCUUAGGCGACACAGGCGGAGCUGAAGUCGUCCUACCGGCGGCUGUGUAUGCUGUACCACCCCGACAAGCACAGGGACCCUGCGCUCAAGCGCCAGGCCGAGCAGCUGUUCAACCUCGUGCACCAGGCCUACGAGGUUCUCAGCGACCCCCGGUCUCGAGCCAUAUAUGACGUUUUUGGGAAGAAAGGUCUGGAGGUGGAGGGAUGGGACGUGGUGGAGAGGAACAGAACGCCCACGGAGAUCCGGGAGGAGUACGAGCGCCUGGAGAUGGAGCGGGAGGAGAGGCGGCUCCAACAGAGGACCAAUCCCAAGGGGACCAUAAGUGUGGGCAUAGAUGCCACAGACCUGUUUGAUCGUUAUGAGGAGGACUUUGAGGAGGUGUCAGGUGGUGGAUUCCCCCGUGUUGAGAUCAACAGGAUGCACAUAUCCCAGUCUAUAGAGGCCCCUUUAACCGCAGCAGACACGGCGGUGCUCUCAGGCUCUCUGACAACGCACGGUGGUAACGGCGGUGGUAAUGUCAACCUGUGUGUGCGACAUGUCACCUCCGCAUGUGGUUGGGGCGAGCUGGAGUUUGGUGCAGGAGACCUUCAAGGGCCUGUCUUUGGGAUGAAAAUGUUUCGGAAUAUCACCGCCCGCUGCUUCCUGACUGCCCACUGCAGCCUGCGGUUCACCCCCCGGGGCGCCAAGCCCGGGGCCAGUGCCACGAUGGCGCGCCACCUGGACCAGAACACCACGGGUUACCUGCAGUGGCGGUGGGGCACGCAGUCUGCCAUGACCUCCAGCAUCGUGCGAGACACCAGACACAGUCACGCCACGCUGGCCCUGCAGCUUGGUGUGCCACAUUCCUACCUGAUGAUGAGCUUUCAGUACAAAUUCCAAGACGAAGACCAGACGAAGAUCAAGGGUUCCGUCAAGACCGGCUUCUUCGGGAUGGUGAUGGAGUAUGGGGCAGAACGUCAGAUCAGCAGACACAGUGUGCUGUCGGCCACAGUCAGCGUCGGGGUUCCCCAAGGAGUCUCGCUGAAGAUCAGGCUGAACCGAGCCAGUCAGACGUACCUGCUCCCCGUCCACCUGACGGACCAGGUGUUGCCUAGCGCCAUGUUUUACGCCACCGUCGGGCCCCUUGUUAUCUAUUUCGCAGUCCAGAAGUUUAUAAUCACUCCUUACGUGCGCACCCAAAAAGAGAAGGAGCGGAAGAGACAGAGGGUCGAGUCCAAGCUGGACAUCGCCAAGAGGAGGCAGGAAGCCGAAUCUGCCGUGCUGUUGAUGCAGGAGUCUGUGCGGCGGAUCAUCGAGGCAGAGGAGUCCAGAAUGGGUCUCAUCAUCAUUAACGCCUGGUAUGGCAAGUUUGUGACGGACAGCAGCCACAAGCAGGUCAUCGACGUAACCGUGCCCUUACAGUGUCUGGUGAAGGACUCCACGCUCGUCCUCACAGAGGCGUCCAAGGCUGGUUUGCCGGGUUUCUACGAUCCGUGCGUCGGCGAGGAGAAGAGCUUGAAGCUUCUCUAUCAGUUCCGGGGCAUCGUGCACCAGGUGGUGUCUGGAGAUACCGAAGCCCUCCGGAUACCCAAGCAGUCGCACAGAGUAAACGUGGAGACAUAGGGGUGUUCCCCGGGGGCGUGGAUGGAUUCCCCUGACAUCUGCCAAGGUGCUCGGUGAAGAGAAGAGGAAAUCUGAAGAUCUGUCUGGUUCAGUUCGAUUAUGUAAUGACCCCCCCCCCCCCCCCGUGUG
This is a messenger RNA of Electrophorus electricus (electric eel), 1821 nucleotides long. RefSeq names its product DnaJ (Hsp40) homolog, subfamily C, member 11b (gene dnajc11b). Lineage: Eukaryota; Metazoa; Chordata; Actinopteri; Gymnotiformes; Gymnotidae. The record is from RefSeq and is a predicted model, not a curated record. Gene Ontology annotation, biological process: cristae formation.